Musca vetustissima is the source of this 1278-nucleotide messenger RNA. RefSeq lists its product as uncharacterized. The transcript is spliced from 3 exons. The coding region runs from base 1 to 1278 and encodes 425 amino acids. The record is from RefSeq and is a predicted model, not a curated record. Lineage: Eukaryota; Metazoa; Arthropoda; Insecta; Diptera; Muscidae.
AUGACUCCUCUCGGCUCUAUAGCACCGCGCACCAAUGCAUCAAAUCGAUUAUGCGGCAGCAGCAGAAUAAACAGUGCUGCUGCUCCCCAGUGUCUGAUUAGUUUAAAUUGUUUAGAAACAACAACAAUGAUGUCCUCACCCGAAGCCCACACAUCAACAACACCAAAUCUUGGAAUUGCAAGUGUUACUGGAGUAACUGGCAGCGCCGCCACAAUCAAUCCCCCUUCAUCGGCAUCUGCAUCUGGAUCCGCAUCUCAAACACAAACAUCGGAAAGACGUUGUGAGAAUCCCGAUUGCAAUGUCAAUAAAUUAAUUUCCAUGGUACCAAAACGUAAAACCACCCAAUUCAUAUCGGAACCAAAGGUUAUGGAGAAACCGAUGUUGGUUAAUGGUUUCACUGCCGUCUUUCAAGUUGAGGGGCAAUCGGCCAAAUUGAUGGAUAUUAAAAAUCCCAAUGGAGAUCCAAAUGUCAAAUCAAUAUAUCGUGUUGUACCCAAUUCACAUGUCCAUGUUGUCAAUUAUGUUGUCGUAGAUACCGAUGAAGCCUAUUUGAAAAAGAUCACCAAUAAUGAUCCUGCAACAAUGCAAAAACUAUUGACCACACAAAAAGAUAGUGCCGAUCAAAUGCUAAGGAAAAUUAUGAAUGGUCAAGGAACAACGGCAACAGCUGCCUCCACUACAGUGGUGUCAACAAUAAAUCCACCACAAAACAGGUCAAUGGUGGAUAAUAAUCCCAAUUCUUUUUCACCCAUUGUCAAGCCUCCCUCCAGUUUGUCCAUUUCAAUGGCGACAGCAGCAGCAACACCAGCCUCAACAACAGUUCCUAAUCAAGCUGGUAAAAUGUUGCCAAAUGCUUCAAUUAAUUUACCAGUUCGUAUGCAUCCAAAUUUGAAAAUUACCGCGGUAGCAAGUGCAGAUAGUGUGGGAAGCACAAAUACUAUUGCCGCUCAUCCCUCACCUCCCUUUAUACAACCUGUGCCAUUGGCAAAUCUACAAACUCCCUCGGCAGUAGCGGCUGCCACCUCGGUAGCCACCGGUGCCGUUCCACAACAAUUAACUAAACCACCACCCGCCACAUUAAAAUUGCAAGCAAAAACUGUCCCUAGCCCUGCUAUGAACGUCCCAGACAAGCCUACCUAUGAUAAAAUGCAAGAGGAAAUCAAUGAUCUGAGACGGACCGUUGCAAUGCUGGCCGAAGCUCAAGCCAAAAAUUUAAAUCAACAACCUGGAGUAACACCAGUGGCCGCUAAACGUCCACGACUACAAGUGCCACAAUAA